Trichoderma breve is the source of this 720-nucleotide messenger RNA. RefSeq lists its product as uncharacterized. The record is from RefSeq and is a predicted model, not a curated record. The transcript has a single exon. Bases 1 to 720 code for a protein of 239 amino acids. NCBI's taxonomy places the organism in Eukaryota, Fungi, Ascomycota, Sordariomycetes, Hypocreales, Hypocreaceae.
AUGUUCGCUUCAAUAUGGUCCUACUUAGGCUGGAAAGAAGAAGAGCCAGUAAUACAAAAUUAUCCACCCGUUACCUUUGUUGGUGUCAGGAUCCCAGCCGACGGCACUCCCGCCCACCUCCUCUCGCUUACCACAACAAGUGACUCCUCAGCUACGGACAGCUUCCUCCUCCACGUUCCCGACCUGCGCUCCUAUUGGAAUUCGAAAGAAGCAUGGAGAUUACGUGACAUCCAUAGAUUUGACCUACAGAAAGAUGGUCGUGUCCCGCUCUCGCAGCAUCGCCAGCAAACGGAUGACCUCAAGAGCCUGCUUCGUGCGCCACAAUGCCUUAGUCGCGAGCAGUUGCUUCAUCUCCGGCAACGACAUCUUCUUCCCCAACAGCGCUUCUUUGUACCGCAGCAUGAUGGUUAUCAUUACUGUCUGGGGACCUAUUACGUCUUCUACUCUUUUGCAGUCGACGAUCUGCCAAUCAACAAAUUCGUCCCUCUUUGGAUUGAAGAGAAUAACGAUCCUCUCAUCCCCCACCGUUAUUUUGGAGAUGUUUUUGUGGUGAAAAUCAGCCCGGAUGAGGUUGGGCAGGAUGGCCGGGCUGCUUAUGAAGACGUACAUCCGUUUUUCCUAGAUUUCUUGGUUGAUAAUGCUGCCUAUUCAAAACCACUCAUUCCCUUGCUUCACCUACAAGCAAAAGGGUGGCUUAUUGGAUGUCCCAACAUUUUUUAA